Molecule: messenger RNA, 3146 nt
Organism: Chlamydomonas reinhardtii
Lineage: Eukaryota; Viridiplantae; Chlorophyta; Chlorophyceae; Chlamydomonadales; Chlamydomonadaceae
Exons: 3
Coding region: 477-1385 (302 amino acids)
Cellular component (GO): Golgi apparatus
Molecular function (GO): antiporter activity
Source: RefSeq, a predicted model, not a curated record
CAAUUGAGCGUUUUUGCCGUUUACAGCAAGCCACUUGCACAUGCACGCUUACUGCAUUUAGAGUGCAUUUGCACAAGCAGCCACUGGAACACAACGCUGAGGACUGCUUGGGUUGAAGGUGUCGCUGCACGCUAAGCGUCUCGCUUUGUACAAUUCGAUUUGCCUAUUGCGCUUAGAUACAAUUUAGCAUACAUAGAGCCUAACCUUUGAUGGUCCACACACCCCACGACAAGGACACGGUGAAGCGAGUCGCAAGCUACGCACAGGCUGUCCAGGGCCCAGCUCACGACGAGCAAUCUCUUUCCCCGGCCUCCUCCAAGCCAGCUAUGGCGCCAGCACCGAGCCCGCGUUCAUGGCUGGUCACCGCAGUAGCCAUCUUGUGCUGGUAUUGCAGCAAUAUCGGCGUGCUGCUGCUCAAUAAGUAUCUGCUUUCUAGCACCGGGUUUGACAACCCGGUUUUUCUCACGCUAUGUCACAUGGUGGCUUGCGUGAGCAUCGGGGGGCUGUCCUCGGUGCUUGGCGUGACCCCGCUCAAGCUGGUCAAGUCGUGGCAGCAGUUUCUCAAGAUCGUGGUGCUUGCAGCAGUCUUCUGCCUCACAGUCGUGCUUGGGAACGUCUCCUUGGCGUUCAUCCCAGUUUCGUUCAACCAGGCAAUCGGCUCCACGACGCCCUUCUUCACCGCCAUCCUGGCCUUCACCAUGCAGGGCCAGCGCGAGGUGCCGCUCACCUACGCCUCGCUCAUCCCCAUCAUGCUGGGCGUCAUCGUGGCCAGCGGCGGCGAGCCCGCCUUCAACGUCAUCGGCUUCACCUGCUGCCUGGCCGCCACCGCGCUCCGAGCCCUCAAGUCCGUGCUUCAAUCUAUGCUAAUGUCCGACCCCGCCGAAAAGCUGGACCCCAUGAGCCUGCUGCUCUACAUGAGCGGCGUCAGCGUGACGUUCCUGCUGCCCAUGGCGGUGGCUCUGGAGCCGACGUCGUUCCGCGAGGCCAGCGCCCUGGUGGCGGCUUCGCCCAGCUUCCUGUACUGGCUUAUCGGCAACAGCUGCCUGGCCUACUUUGUCAACCUCACCAACUUCCUGGUCACCAAGUUCACCAGCGCGCUCACGCUGCAGGUGCUGGGCAACGCUAAGGGCGUUGUGGCGGCGGGCGUGUCGGUGGCGGUGUUCCGCAACACCGUCACCGUGCAGGGCUGCCUGGGGUACGCCAUCACAGUGGGGGGCGUGUUCCUGUACUCGGAGAGCAAACGCCGUGCCAAGGCGGCGGCGGCGGCCGUCGCGCCGGCUGGCGCCGCCCGUGCCGGCGACGUGGAGGCCAAGGGCGAGCGCGAGCCGCUGCUGAUGUCGGGGUCGGCGACGCAGGCCAACGGCAAGACGUUUUUUCGUGGAUGACUGCGGGGCGGCGGCGAGCAUACACCAGCAGCCGGAGCCGCAACGGGCGCUUGGGCAGCGGGGGAAGCAGGAGGAGCAGCGGCAGGGCGGCGAGAGGAUUAGUACGAGCGUGUUGGAGAGCAGCGGCCAGCAGGCGGCGGGUGGCCAGCCCGGUGGGCCGGGCAGUGCUGGCGGCAGCGGCGGCAGAGAUGGUGCCAGCAGUAGGGAUGCUCCCGAGGCGACCGGUGCUGCUGCUGCACAUCCAGGGGUUGACGGUCCCUCAGCCCCGUGCCACGCAGAAGGUGAGAGGAGCGUGUCAGGGCCAUCAGCAGCAUCAGGGUCGGAAGGGGCUGAAGGCCGCCUGGGCUGGUCGGGACGCCAGCGGUCGCAUCAGGCGCUGCCCGAUGCAGCCGGUGCAUGCCCUGCGUCAGGGCGGAGGCAGCUGCGGCGGCGGCAGCAGCGGCUGCACGUGCCCAAUCACGCGGCGGUGUUGGCGGUUGCGGCGCCUCCCUGGCCGGUGGCUAGUCAAGGGAGCGGCAGCAGCGGCUUUGGAGUCGGUCCGGUCGGACGCGGGGGCCCUGCUGCGGGAGUGAUGGCGCGGUCUGGCAUUGCCGCUGCCGCCUUGUCUGGCGGUCGCAUUGCUGUGUUAGGGGUCACAGCGGCGGCCAGCAAUGGCAGAUGGCAUGGCAGUUGGCGUGGCGUCGUCGGCGCUGCUGCUGCUGCUGGCGCCCCCUCGCGCAGGCUGCCGCAGUGGGUGGCGGGGCGUGCCUUGCUGCGCCCGGGCCUGCCGCUGAGCGCUUUGGUGGUGCUGACGAGGGCUGCGGCGGGCGCACGAGGCAGCCUGGCGCCUUGACAGCCACUGCGCCUCCGCGGCGGCACAUGAUGGAGGCUAGGCGCCGUGGUGGUGGUUUCGUGGUCAUGUUGUGGUCUGUCCGACUGCAUGCAUAGUUCAUGUGGGUCAGUACGCGCCUGGCGUGGGUCAGCGCGCAACUACAUACAGAGGCGUGUCCUGGCGGGGAGAGGCAGGGCCGCAUAAGCACAGCGCACUGCUUGUUCGAGUGUGGAAAAGUGUCUUGUCCGAUUGCGAGCUCGGCCUUCGAUGCUCGCUGUCUCCAGUCCAACAUUUCAAAAGUGUUCAAACUUCAAAGGUGUAGUGUCCGAGAUACUGAGAGUGUUUGCAUUUGCACCGGUGGGCGCGGCUGUAGGUGCUCAGGUUAGGGACGUGUCCGCAAGCCUUGAGGGGAAAGGGAAACUGUGGCGCUCUAAGCCCUUGUUCACGGCUGGACUUAGUGUGGGGUUUUCGACCUGUGCUAAUGGUCACACGCUUGUUUGCAAGCGGCGUGCGGACGUGUUUGGGGGCGUCUCGACGGGUCCCUGAAUGUUGUGCCGACGCCCCCAGAAUCCAAAUGUGACGAACCCAAUAACCCAAUGACCAGAAUGCGUGUGACGGGCGCAAUUGCGCUAAUGAAGGAGAGGCUGAGCUGCUGAGGCGAGUUGUGCAGACGCAGGCUGGCUGCAAGUGAGACUGUGAGAGCCACGGAGGCGCGCCAUUGCACCAUUCGCUCACGGUCAGGCUAAUUAGGAAGCCGGGUGCGGAGUACACGGAAUGGGUUGCACGCCGCGCUGAAAGUCAUCACUGGCAGUACGGGUACUGACGGCAGGGCUGCCAGGACAGGCGGAGCGCGGGGCAGCAAAGGCGCCCGCGUACAGGGGCCAACCGCCACCUACCGUACACACGCUAGGCCAGGAUUAGAAGAUAGCAUGACAUUUUAAACUGCAGGC